This is a messenger RNA of Cinclus cinclus, 602 nucleotides long. It is a transcript of the gene MED29, whose product is annotated as mediator complex subunit 29. Gene Ontology annotation, cellular component: mediator complex. Lineage: Eukaryota; Metazoa; Chordata; Aves; Passeriformes; Cinclidae. The record is from RefSeq and is a predicted model, not a curated record. The transcript has 4 exons. Gene Ontology annotation, molecular function: transcription coregulator activity; transcription factor binding. Gene Ontology annotation, biological process: regulation of transcription by RNA polymerase II. The coding region runs from base 1 to 597 and encodes 198 amino acids.
AUGGCGGCUCCGCCGCCGCCUGCGGCCGGGCCGGGCCCGGGACCUCCCUCAGCGCCCCCGGGGCCGGGUCCGGCAGCGGGGCCCGGAGCGGGGCCGGGACCGCCCCCCGGGGCCGCGCAGGGCCCCGCGCUACCCGCGCAGGCGGCGGCGGCGCAGGCGCAGGAUUUUGAUCCCGUCCAGCGCUUUCGGCUCCUGCUGCCGCAGCUGAAGGAGAGCCUGCAGACCCUGAUGAAAGUGGCCGCUCAGAACCUGGUGCAGAACUCCAACAUCGACAACGGGCAGAAGAGCGCUGACGGGGUCCUGCAGCGCUUUGACAAGAGCCUGGAGGAGUUCUAUGCCCUGUGUGACCAACUGGAGCUGUGCCUGCGCCUGGCCCACGAGUGCCUCUCGCAGAGCUUCGACAGCGCCAAGCACGCCCCGGCCCUGGUGCCUGCAGCCCCCAAGGGCGAGGGGGGCCCCGGGGGUGAGACCCUGCCCUACACCCAGUACCUGCCCCUGAUCAAGGCGCAGAUCGCGGGCGCCAAGGACAUCCACAAUGCCCUGCUCGAGGGCACCAACAAGAUCACGGGCAAGCUGCCCCCACCAGGGGGGCCCUGAUGGGU